AUGCUGCUCGACAGCUCCUUCUCAGAUCUGAGCGGGGAGAAGAGGACGCGUCGGAGGUUCACGCGCGAACAGGUCUGUCUGCUUGAGGAGCUCUACCGCGAGACUCCCCAUCCGACACGUGAACGACGCGACGCGCUGGCGAAGGAGAAAAACCUAGACACGCGCGCCAUCACCGUCUGGUUCCAAAACAAACGACAGACCGAGCGCAGAUCCGCCAUGAACGCGUCCCGCAAACGUGGUGCUCUCAAGCCCGACCCAUUCUCCUCCCCAUUCUCCUCCGCACGCGGCAAGACCAUCCACACCGCUCGCUCUUCCAGCCCCGCCUCCGAUGACCUCUUGCGCUUGAGCGACAUGCACACGCACACCCCCACGCCCUGCAAGCGCCGGCGCGACAGCUCGUGCUCUCUUUCCCUCGACGCGCGCACCGUGUCACGCACGCUCUCCCUCGACCAGAUCGCCGCGCGCGCGGAGCGCCCACACGCUCCCGAGCUCGAGGUCGACCGACACGCUGCGACGCCGCCCCGCCGCACCCCCCGCGCAACACUGCCCUUCUUGCAUGCGCCACCUCCGCCUCGCGCGCUUUGGGAGGCGAUGCCAUCCUCACCCGUACAACCUUCGGCCGAGCUGGCGGCCUCACCGCCGCUGAAUCUCGACUUGUGUCAUGGCAGGCUGAAGAGGCGGCGCACGCUUGAGUGGGCGUGUGCAAAGGAGCGCGCCGGUGGACCCCAGAUGGACGCGGUCGCGGAGGACGAGAACCCACUAGUGCUUGACCUGGGUGGCGAUACAGACGUGGAGACUGAGCCAGACGUACAUGAGGCGGUUACGCCGAAGAGCAACCCGCGAAGUGGUGGUGGCGCUAGCAUUGUUAGGGUGGAGUCAUGGGAGGAGGAGAGGCUAGUGGAUGGCGACAAGGAAAACCGGCCGUACCGGUGGCUCAAAAUCCGUCAUGAUAUGGUCGCAAAGACGGAGGUAGACAGGAAGGGGCGUGCGCAGGUUGAUAUACGGAAGGAAAGGGACGAGGAUAUGAUGGACGCUGCACUAGCUUUGUGUGGGCUUGGAGGGCGCAAAUGA
Rhodofomes roseus is the source of this 1071-nucleotide messenger RNA. RefSeq lists its product as uncharacterized. Gene Ontology annotation, biological process: regulation of transcription by RNA polymerase II; cell differentiation. Gene Ontology annotation, molecular function: RNA polymerase II cis-regulatory region sequence-specific DNA binding. The record is from RefSeq and is a predicted model, not a curated record. Bases 1 to 1071 code for a protein of 356 amino acids. The transcript has 2 exons. Lineage: Eukaryota; Fungi; Basidiomycota; Agaricomycetes; Polyporales; Fomitopsidaceae.